Lachnellula hyalina is the source of this 801-nucleotide messenger RNA. RefSeq lists its product as uncharacterized. NCBI's taxonomy places the organism in Eukaryota, Fungi, Ascomycota, Leotiomycetes, Helotiales, Lachnaceae. The transcript is spliced from 4 exons. The record is from RefSeq and is a predicted model, not a curated record. The coding region runs from base 1 to 801 and encodes 266 amino acids.
AUGGCUCCCUGGAACAAGGAAAGCAGCGCGGCGGUCUACACCACCCCAGUCAACCCUGGGUCUGGGAAAGAGCCGCUCCGCAGCGAAACGAGGAACUCGUGCCUCUCCAACGUCGCAGAAUUCGAGAAGAAGGAUUCAGCAUACAAAAAGCGCAUCCGGAUCCUCCGCUCCUUCUCCCGCACCGCCUGGCUAAUCCUAAACGUCGUAAUGAUGGGCACCCUCUCCUUCGCGCUCGCCAAGUACUACUUGACGCGCGACCGCCUGAUCGAGGGAAACGCGCAUCCCUGGGUAACGCCUGCGACCGUGUGGCCCACGGCCAUGCUGCUGGGCACAGCUACGGUGACGUUCUUCAUGAACCUCAUCACGCUCCUGUCGUACUGCUGCGGGGUCGGAGCGGCGGACAAAGCUAGCUCGUUUACCAGCGUGCUGGGCUAUGUUUUCCUGUUUGUGCAUUUCGCGGCGUGGGCGGUGGCGGCGGGGCUGUAUCGCAUGGCGAGGGAUGGGAAGAAUCUUUGGGGGUAUAGUUGUAGUGAUGCGUCGGAUCGGAUUCAGGAGCAGGUUAAGAGCUUUCUGAAUUUUAGGGAGUUGUGUACUAUGCAGCAAGGAACGUGGUAUAUCUCAAUCAUUGAGGCCAUUACGUAUCUGUUGACGUUCGUUGUCACGCUCAUGGUUAUGAGAAGAGCCUCGCAUAAAAAUAAGUUGGCAAACACGGAGUAUGAGCAGAAUGUAGAACUGGGGACAACCUAUAACCCGGGUGUUGGAAAGAAAUAUAUGCCUGUUGCGGCGGGAGCCUACCGUUGA